CACAUAUGCGGUUGAGCGUUGAGGUUUCUGUUCAUUGUAGAAAUUGACCGCCCACCCGCCGGGACAAGGUGCCGUACAGAUAAUCCGGUGGAACGCGAUGUUAAUUCCGGCGUCUAUCUUGGCUGCCUCUUCCUCCUCCCGAUUCAGCGUGAGGGGCCAGGGCCAGAUGCGGGGCCUCCCUUCCCUUCCCUUCCGUCCGGUCCCCAUGGGCCAUGGCGUCGCCCGCUAUGAUUUCUUGGCAAACCACUCGCGCCGUUGCCUCUUAAGCCGGGGUCGCCCCCUCUCUCCAGUCUCCACACAGUCCACACGCACGGCUUCCCUCUCCUCGCCGCCGGAGGCGCGCCGCGGAAGACGCCACAAUGAGUUUCGUCCCGUCCGUUGGCGCACUAGAGGAUGCCCUGCCUGACCCUGCACUGCAAUCCGUCGCCGGGUGCUGACCAGGCGAGCUCCUGAUUCGGAGCCAUUUUGCGGGGUUCUUUUGGGGGGCCCCAUCGCCGUGCUUCGUUUCCCUGCCCGCCUUGGCCGUGCAUUAAUACCCGCUUCCUUGUGAUAGUCCUCUCCCUCCCUCCCUCCCUCCGCCCUCACUUCCCACUCACCUCGCGCUCGUCGCCUCGGCUGGUUCGGUUCUUGGGAGUGUCAGUCUGCUGCCGGUUGCGGUGACCGGCACCGGCACGUAGACGCAGCACUUCUCGGAGACCAUCUGUCUGCGCCGUUCCGAUGGGUUGCUUCGGGUGCUUUGCGCCGGAGGUGGAUGAGGACCUCAGGCCCUCCAAGCACGACGAUUCGUCAGGGGCUGAUGCGAGGAGGAAGGUCGCGCCGGAUGUGGCCAGCGGCUACGCGCACAGCUUCACCUUCAAGGAUCUGCUUGUGGCAACUGGCUACUUCAACGAGGCCAAUUUCAUCGGAGAAGGUGGAUUCGGGAAGGUGUACAAGGGCAAGAUCAACGGACAGAUGGUGGCAGUGAAGCAGCUCGCUCGAGACGGCGUGCAGGGGAGGAACGAGUUCUUGGUCGAGGUGCUCAUGCUUACAGUGCUCAACCAUCGCAACCUUGUCAGCUUGGUCGGGUUCUGCGCGCAGGGGGACGAGAGGCUGCUGGUCUACGAGUACAUGCCGUUCGGAAGCCUGGAGAGCCAUCUGUUUGACGUGCCUCUCGGCAAGAAACCACUCGACUGGAACACGCGCGUGAGGAUAGCCGUGGGAGUCGCGGAAGGGGUUUCCUACCUGCACAACGUAGCCGACCCGCCUGUGAUCUACCGCGACAUGAAGGCCGCCAACAUUCUGCUGGGCGAGGACUUCAGCCCGAGGCUCUCCGACUUCGGGCUCGCGAAGGUCGGGCCGGUUGGAGACAGGACUCACGUGUCCACGAGAGUCAUGGGCACCUAUGGCUACUGCGCUCCUGACUACGUCGUGAGCGGCAAGCUCACCAUGAAAUCCGACAUAUACAGUUUCGGCGUGCUCCUGCUGGAACUGAUCACGGGGAGGAGGAUCUACGACGCCUCGAGGCCUAAACCGGAGCAGAGUCUGUUGACAUGGUCGAGGCCGUUCCUGCAUGACAAGAGGAAGUUCUACAGGCUCGCUGACCCGGCUCUGCUGGGCUGCUACCCGUCCUCGGCACUGAACCAGCUGGUCGUGAUCAGCAUCAUGUGCCUCCAAGACCAGCCCCACGUCCGCCCGAUCAUCUCCGAUGUCGUCAUAGGCCUGAACCACGUCGCGAGCCAGCCAUACACCGCUGAGCGCCCGCCGCCCGCGUCCGUGAGCUCCCCGGUGGGCAGCGGGUCGCCGCAGCUCGUCAGGACGCCGUCCAGAAGGAGAGGCGGUACUGGUAGGAGGAGCGCGCAGUGCGCUUAGGGCUUAGGCCCACAGGCUGCAUUGUUGCACGCAUGUCUCGAAGAGCAGCAAGAUACGUCGUCAGCUCAGUCAGAUCAGAUGAGGCCGGCUAGGAGGAGGGAUGUUGAAAUUGAUGAAGCCGGCAAGUUCAGUUCCGUUUAGCCGGCCGGAGCCUUUUUGAUUGGAGCGGCGGGGUCUCGAGUGAGUGACCUCUGCCUUGACAGGGAGAUGUAGCGAGGCUGAUGGUUAGGAAGGAGAGUUCAGGUUGACUAUGCAUGACUAAUGCUCUUUUCAUAUGCUUCUUCAUUGUUGUUGUUGUUGUCAGUUUUGAAUUCUGUAGGCAGUGUACAUAGGAUCAGUGUCCUCUGUAGGGGGGUCGUGGGAUGUUCAUCAUCAAUUCACCAGCCAUGUACAGAGCUGCCAUGGCUGGCCUGUAGAUGCAAUAAGAAGUUCACCAGGGUUUAAGCUUAAGAGGCAUAUCACAUGUUGGUCA
This is a messenger RNA of Zea mays, 2320 nucleotides long. Its product is annotated as probable serine/threonine-protein kinase PBL21. Gene Ontology annotation, biological process: protein phosphorylation. Gene Ontology annotation, molecular function: protein kinase activity; ATP binding. The record is from RefSeq and is a predicted model, not a curated record. Lineage: Eukaryota; Viridiplantae; Streptophyta; Magnoliopsida; Poales; Poaceae. The transcript is spliced from 5 exons. The coding region runs from base 718 to 1848 and encodes 376 amino acids.